Messenger RNA from Candoia aspera, 2043 nucleotides. RefSeq names its product vomeronasal type-2 receptor 26-like. The transcript has 4 exons. Gene Ontology annotation, biological process: G protein-coupled receptor signaling pathway. Gene Ontology annotation, cellular component: plasma membrane. Gene Ontology annotation, molecular function: G protein-coupled receptor activity. Lineage: Eukaryota; Metazoa; Chordata; Lepidosauria; Squamata; Candoiidae. The coding region runs from base 1 to 2043 and encodes 680 amino acids. The record is from RefSeq and is a predicted model, not a curated record.
AUGGUCCCAAAAGAAGACCAUCAGUACAUUGGUAUUAUCCAACUGCUUCAUCAUUUCAGGUGGACAUGGAUUGGGAUUUUUGCUGUCGAUAACAACAAUGGAGAAUAUUUCUUACAGAAAAUGCAGCCCUUACUUUCACAGAAUGGAAUCUGCGUAUCGUUCAUACAACGUCUUUCACAAGUGGAAGACUACAAAGAACUUUAUGACACAGUCUUAGGAAUUUAUAUUAAUUUGACAAAUAGCAAAGCAAAUACAUUUCUUGUCUAUGGAGAAUCAUUGACAAUCAUGGGACUCAGAGCUGUCACAUUUUUUGCAGAUCCUGAAAACAAGCGAAAUGCAUUAUUUAGAAAGGUGUGGAUCAUGACUACGCAGAUUGAUUUCACACUAUCAGGCUUUCAAACUGCUUGGGAUCUCCAGAUGUUCCAUGGGGCUAUUUCCUUCACCAUUCAUUCAAGACCGGUUGUAGGGUUUCAGGAAUUUCUUCAGACCAUAAGACCUGAUGCAGGCUACAGAGAUGGGUUUCUGAAGGAUGUUUGGGAACAAUCAUUUGAUUGUUCAUUUCCAAAACCAGAGUUACAACCAAUGCCCAGUAGGCAGUGCAUUGGGGAGAAGAAGCUGGAGGAUCUUCCUGGGCCUUUAUUUGAAAUAGAAAUUACUGGCCAAAGCUACAGUGUCUACAAUGCCAUUUAUGCUGUUGCUCAUGCUUUGCAUGCUCUACUCAUGUUGGGGUUCAAUAAGAAAAAAAACAUGGGUAAAAAAACUGACUUCCCAGACCUGAAGGCUUGGCAGCUCCAUCCAUUUCUUCAAGGCAUUUCUUUUAACAAUUCAGCUGGAGAGAGAGUCUUCCUGAAUGAGAAACAGGAAACAACAGGUGGAUUUGACAUCAUCAACUUGAUCACUUUUCCAAACAGAUCCUUUCAGAGAGUUAGAGUUGGAAAGUUAGAUCCCAGUGCUCCAAAAGGGAAAGAGUUAUUCCUUGAUGAAGAUUUGAUUGUCUGGCACCCAGCCUUUAACCAGGUUCUUCCACUUUCUCGGUGUAAUGACCAUUGUUCCCCUGGAUCCUGGAAGAAAAGGGCUGAAGGAAAACUGUUCUGCUGCUAUGACUGUGUUCCAUGCCCAGAAGGGAAGAUUUCAAAUCAAGAUGAUAUGGAUGACUGUUUUGAAUGUUCAGAAGAUCAUUAUCCAAAUAAAGAAAAGAAAGGAUGUAUCUUGAAACCAGUGGUCUUUCUCACUUUGGAAGAAACAUUAGGAAUUGGUUUAGCCUCAACUGCUCUCUGUUUCUCCCUCUUGACAUCUUGGGUCCUUGGAAUUUUUAUUAAGCACAGGGACACUCCCAUUGUUAAAGCCAACAACCGGGCCCUCACCUACACCCUCCUUGUCUCUCUUCUGCUCUGUUUUCUCUCCUCUCUCUUCUUCCUCACCCCACUUGGUAAAGUGACCUGCCUUCUCCGACAAUCCACUUUUGGCAUCACCUUCUCAGUGGCCAUUUCUAGUGUCCUGGCCAAAACCAUCACAGUGGUUGUUGCUUUCAUGGCCACCAAACCAGGAUCUCAGAUGAGGAAAUGGGUGGGGAAAAGAUUGGCUUUUUUUACAGUCCUGUCCUGCUCUCUCUUCCAAGUAUGCAUUUGUACUCUUUGGUUGUCAACAUCUCCCCCAUUCCCUGAAUUAGACAUGCACUCAGAAUCCAAAGAAAUUAUUCUGCAAUGCAAUGAGGGCUCAGCCUCCUUCUUCUACUGUUUCUUGGGCUACAUGGGUAUCUUGGCCAUGGCCAGCUUUAUUGUGGCUUUUCUUGCCCGUAAAUUACCUGACAGCUUCAAUGAAGCCAAGUUCAUCACCUUCAGCAUGCUGGCCUUCUGUAGUGUGUGGGUGUCCUUUUUUCCAGCCUAUCUGAGCACAAGAGGAAAAGCCAUAGUAGCUGUGGAGGUCUUCUCCAUCUUGUCCUCCAGCGCUGCCUUACUGGGAUGCAUAUUUUUCCCGAAAUGCUAUAUCAUUCUUUUCAGGCCUGAACUAAAUCACAGGGAACAACUAAUAAAGAGGAAUUAA